Molecule: messenger RNA, 2208 nt
Organism: Anthostomella pinea
Lineage: Eukaryota; Fungi; Ascomycota; Sordariomycetes; Xylariales; Xylariaceae
Source: the annotation of a GenBank genome assembly
AUGGCGUCCAGUAUCAUCUCACGUGCAUCUAUGGCGCCUACUGACCGUUCCGGAGGCUCGGAGCCUAGGCAUGGCUCGCUGAGGACCUCGAGGUCGUUUCCUCGUGAACAAGCGUCAGACACCCUCGAUCCUUCGAACAGAAUCCAGAGAGCGAACACGUAUCAGAAUGGCGCACCUCCACGAGUCACUGUGGAACAGCAUACAUCACCGCAGAAGCAACAGCGCCAGACGCCCGACACCUUCGAGUCAGAGCCGCCCGAAGAUGAUAUCGAGGCCCCGCGAGCUUCAGUCGACAUGGACGCCAUUCCUAUCGAGUUGGUGAGCAAGACAGACAACUUCAUCGACUCGCUCUCCGCCAGAGUCCACCCUACACCUCCCAACAUCGAGACGCUCUCCAAGCUGUUUCAGGACUUCUACCAUGUCGCCGCACAACAUAUUCAGACCCAUAUCUCCAGUCUCGCGUCUCGCCAAACCCGUGAGAACUCGCCGACUCCGUCCAGUUCCUCGAGAGCCUCUGCCGCAAGCCUGCUGAGAGCCUCUGCCGCCUCUUUUGGAAACAAGGACAAGGCAAAGCCAACGCCAACGAGGAGCCCGGAACAACAGAUGCUCACGGCUGAUGAGUAUGCUGACAGAAAAAAGGCAAGAAAGGCCCUCGAACAAACGAGAAUAUUGUUAGAGGAAGGAGUUGAGAGACGACUAUGUGAGGGCAUCUAUGACCGGAUAUACCGUCACCGGAGCACGCAAGACGAGGCACAAGACGACAGACUAAGAUCCAAAUGCGCUGCACUAGCCCUCGUAGGCAUUGGGCCAGCAGAUCUGGGAGUCGAUCUUGGCGAACCUGCUGAAGAAGGCCCCGAGGGUUUGGCAAAGAAGCAGGACGGGAUCCGACAAUAUUUGGAACAGGCCAGGAAGGAUCUUGCCUUUAUGCACGAGAAGAGGUAUCCCUUGGGCAAGCUCAACUAUCUCAAGGCUGCCCACAAGAGCAUUGUGGACACGCUGUCACACUUUCACCCGUCCUCUUCAGCCGAUGAGAUCAUGCCCAUGCUGAUCUACACCUUGAUAACCAUGCCUCCCGAGAAUCUCAACGUGAUUAGCGACUCGAAUUUUAUCCAAAGAUUCCGCUGGGAGGAGAAGCUUGAAGGGGAGGCUGCAUAUUGCCUGACAAACCUCGAAGCCGCUAUCACCUUUCUGCAGACGGUAGACCUAGCAAGUUUGAGAGCCGAUGAAGCAACCUCAGGACCGUCCAAGUCUGAAGUUCGGCCAGGAGAACUGAGGACGCAAACCUUCCCUCCGGCUUAUACCGCAGGCUUGUCUGCGAACUCACUGAGCCCAGCAAUGGCGACUCCUGAAAAUGUGCCAGGCACCAGACCACAGCCAUCAGGCGCUAGUCUACGAGCAGCCGCUCAGCGUCGUAGACUUAGCGAUCUUAUCCAGACCCCAGCCCAAGCCAUUGGAACUGCGAGCGACUCGUUCUUCAACUCGGCUGAUCAGGGGUUCAAGACUAUCGGUACCAGUCUGGGUGACAGCUACAAAUUCCUGCUUGGUAAACUACGGGACAGCACAGCCGAUGGGCGCGAGCUCAUAGUACCGCGUACGCUGGAUGAUGCGCGGAAAUUGAUUGGGACACCGCCGCCGGAUGAUGACCUUCCCGCUGACGGUUCUGUUUAUGCGCGGAAUGGAGAGGACCGGGACCGCUCUACGACUGGGAGAGACGAUAAAAUUCUCUCCGUCGUGGGGGGCAAGAAGAUUCCCCGAGACCGCAGUGCCGACAGUACGCGGAGUGCAAGUAGCUCCAAGAAGGUGGCUUUUGCCGAAGAGACUAGAGAGACAUCUACCACGACACCACCACCUUCAAACCCGCCUCUUGUGGAGUCCAUGCGCAACCUAGGCACCACUCUCAACCCCAUGAAUCGGUUCACCGGCAUGAGCAUGAUGCGCGGCUUCGGGCGAGCACCCACGAUCCCAACGUCAACGGGCACCAAAGACGCCACUGGCAAUCCGGCAGCAGGCGGUGAUCUCGCAACGGCAUUCCCGUACAUUGCUGUGGCACUGCCGCCAAAGGAUGUGCCGAAGAUCGACCCCCCUAAAAAGAGGUUCAUCGAGCUGCAAAACCCUUCCGAUUUGAGACUUAGUGAAGUGCUCGAAUUACUGCGGGACUACCGACGGCUGGCUGGCGCGCUGAAGGAUAUGGACGCGUUCAAAGAGUAG